GAGCAAAAAUCAGCAACGCUGCUGCUUUCCCAAACAGUUGGACAAACUUGUAAACAAAGUGGGCGAGAAAAAAUGAAAAAGGGCCCACAAAAAAAAUUUAUUAAUUAAUAACAUAAUAAUUAACCUAGUUAUUUUUAAGUUAAAUUUAGUUACACGUAAAACAUGCCUGCAAACAUUUGCUCAGCGCUGUUACAUCGGCAGAUGACUGGGACAAUGUCGACACACUCCCGACUGAGUCAAGCACGCACAAAGAUAACGACUGAUCGACACUCACGUCCAGUAGAACCGAUGCGACCCCGUCCCCAAAAAAGACGACAUUAUCACCAUCGUCAAGAAAUCAAGGAUAUUAAUGAGGAUGGAAGUAAUAAACAGAUUUACAAUAAAUUGCUCAAUAUCCGGAUCCGUAUCGAUGAAGUGAUUCCAAAAUAUGCCUUGCAAUCAGGACACAUCGUGAUGGGGUUUAGUCACUGCAACCGCUACAUCUUAUCCUACACGAUUCGUCCAGUGCAACACGCAAACAUUCACAACAUGCUUAUUCAGAACGAGAACCGCCCCAUUCUUGAUGUGGAGUUUGAUGUGGAGUCGUUGUAUACGUAUAAACUAUACUUUUGGCUCUUCACUCCCUUCUCGGUGGCAAAAAAGUACUCGAGCGUGUUGCUUUUUGACCGCAAUGGGACGGCAGAUUCCAAUCUGCUGAUACAAAUGUGUCAGUGGAAGUAUGAAGAAUUUAGUGGGAACGACAAAUUUCUGGCAGUAGUUGGGAAGAGUUCCACUCCUGAGGAAAACCCUCGCUGUUAUCUCACUUUAACACAACUACCUCCGUCCUCCCCAUGCCCAAAGUGUACUUACUCCUCUGAAUAUACUCAAGUAUUGAACCCUUGCCUCUCCCACUCGUUAACGGUCACCCUGACGUAUGAAUUAGUAUCUCCUUAUCCAAAGUUCGACCCGGAAGUCUCACUCUAUCUAACCGAAGGUAACACGCCCACAAUUCUUAUAAACACUGGGAACCUCCUCCACCAAAUACAGUUCAACCCAAGUCAAGGGCAGAUAAAGCAGAACAAGUCGAAUGUACUGAAAACUGAUUUAAACCAGAACCACCCUGAUUUAAACUUUUACUAUAAAAAUCUUCUCCCUACUUGUGAUAUUAAAGAAAAGCGAUUCUUCAAAAGGACAAAGCCACCAAAUCCGACUCUACCAAAGAAAGAAAAACCCGAUAUAUAUGACUUACUAUUAAAUGAAGAUGAUGGUAAAGUAGACAAAAAUUAUAGACUGUUCCGAACUCGGCAAUUAGCCGAUAAAAAGUAUGAUGCUGCUUUUAAAGAAGAAAUUUGUAAAUAUGACGACUACGUCCUUCGUCCACUGCACAACUCAAAUAAAAGACCCCAACAUCGCUCAACUACUUCGAAACCAGGAUCAUCUUCCAAGACGAUAUUUAUCAAGAGAUGCACGGCACGCGUGACGAGGUCGUACGUCCUACUCAAUGAGGAAAGUGUGUCGACCACGACUGAAAUUGAAGACAACGAGUAUAACUUUAACGAAUUCCCGGUAGCACUGCCUACAAAUGUUUAUACGGAUCAAACGCAAUUGUCAAUGAUCCCUAAUUAUAAAGCCGUCGAUAAAAAAGUUCUCAUUACGCAAACAAGUUUGGAUUUUGAAAUUUUGUCGAAUGAAAUUGCUAAUAUUAUUUGUAACAAGGAGGGAGCUCAGUUUGCUUUUCUGAUUGACUUUGAUGCCAUCAUUGUUCAGACCCACCCUAUAGACUGCACGAUAACCGCCUUAGUAAUUCUCUUGAUCCAAGCGACCACUGCAAAAGAUGAGAACAUUGAAAACAAUCGGCUGAGUUAUGAAACGAACUACAUUAUUCAAUGGAAUCCGUCUGCCCAAUCAGCCAAAGUCCUGUUUAAAGGAAAACUUCAAGUAGCGAGUAAUAAAUUUGACCAAGUUUGGAACCCGACGCAAGCUUUGGCACUUUCCUUACAGUCUAUGAGACUGUAUAAACAAGAUAACCCUCACUUGAAUAAUAACCAAAUGGUUUAUGAUUGGAUAUCUGCCGAUGAGUUAUCCGAUUCUAAAGGGGUAGUGACCCUGUACCGAGAAGUGAUUCAAACCUCUGCCGAAGAAUACUUUGAUGACGACGAUAUUAUAUCCCUGUUAAGUGAUGAUGAAUAAAUUCCGGUGUUUUUUUUAAUUAACUUUAAAGUUGCAAAUUCCGAAAUAUUUAUAAGUUUGAUAGACAAAGUCCACAGAUUUAAGAAUAAAUAAUAUAUGUAAUUAAAUAA
Folsomia candida is the source of this 2279-nucleotide messenger RNA. Its product is annotated as DDB1- and CUL4-associated factor 15. The record is from RefSeq and is a predicted model, not a curated record. Lineage: Eukaryota; Metazoa; Arthropoda; Collembola; Entomobryomorpha; Isotomidae. Gene Ontology annotation, biological process: protein ubiquitination. The coding region runs from base 163 to 2169 and encodes 668 amino acids. The transcript has 8 exons. Gene Ontology annotation, cellular component: Cul4-RING E3 ubiquitin ligase complex.